This is a messenger RNA of Leucoraja erinaceus (little skate), 3584 nucleotides long. Its product is annotated as glutamate receptor ionotropic, delta-1-like. Bases 325 to 3372 code for a protein of 1015 amino acids. The transcript is spliced from 17 exons. The record is from RefSeq and is a predicted model, not a curated record. Gene Ontology annotation, molecular function: glutamate-gated receptor activity; transmitter-gated monoatomic ion channel activity involved in regulation of postsynaptic membrane potential. Gene Ontology annotation, biological process: monoatomic ion transport; synaptic transmission, glutamatergic; modulation of chemical synaptic transmission. Gene Ontology annotation, cellular component: plasma membrane; postsynaptic membrane. NCBI's taxonomy places the organism in Eukaryota, Metazoa, Chordata, Chondrichthyes, Rajiformes, Rajidae.
UGCCUGCCUCGCUCCUCUUUAAUCUGUCUCCAUCUCUCCGCGCAGUUCCAUGUAGACACAUACACACACACACACACAUACACACUCACACACUGCAAUCACGUGGCGCAGAGACACCUCCGCAAUUUGGAUGUGAUGUCCGGGAGCUGGUGGAGAGAAGCGCCGGCUCCGCGCACUUUGCCUCUGCUCCUUGCCCCCCUCUCGGCCCGCCGGGUAUUGAUGGUGGCGGUGGCCGUGUGCGUGUAUGUGUGUGUGUGCCCGCGCGUCCGGGGCGGGGGUUUGCAGUAGGAAUUGCCCCGAGCCGACUGAUGCGCAAAGGAAAAAAUGGAAGUUCUACCCCUGUGCCUCUUAGCCGCCUUGUCUUGGAUUUUUGGCAGCGAUUUAACGCGAGCAGAUUCCAUCAUCCACAUCGGCGCAAUCUUUGAGGAGAGCGCAGCGAAGGACGACGAGGUUUUCCAACUGGCCGUCUCCGACCUCAGCCUCAAUGACGACAUUCUACAGAGCGAGAAAAUAACCUACUCCAUCAAGUUCGUCGAGGCGAACAACCCCUUCCAGACAGUGCAGGAAGCAUGCGACCUGAUGACUCAAGGGAUCCUCGCGCUGGUGUCCUCCACUGGCUGUACCUCUGCCAGCGCCCUCCAGUCACUGACGGACACCAUGCACAUCCCCCACCUCUUUGUCCAGCGCAGCAACGGGGCCACGCCGCGCACCGCCUGCCAGUUCGUCCGCAACCCCGACAUUGAGGGCUACACGCUGCCCGCCAGGCCUCUCAUACGCAUCGGCGACGUCAUGCUCAGGCUGGUCAACGAACUGCGGUGGCAGAAGUUCAUCAUUUUCUACGACAGCAACUAUGAUAUUCGAGGGCUGCAGGGGUUCCUGGACCAAGCUUCUCGCCAAGGGUUGGACGCCUCCCUGCAGAGGAUUGACCAGAACAUCAGUCGGAUCUUUGCCAGCCUCUUCAACACAAUGAAAACCGAGGAACUGAACCGUUACCGGGACACUCUCCGGCGGGCCAUCCUUCUGCUGAGCCCGCGAGGAGCUCAAACAUUCAUCAACGAGGUCGUGGAAACAAACUUAGCCUCAAAGGACAGCCACUGGGUCUUUACCAGUGAGGAAAUCAGUGAUUCGGAGAUUCUGGAGCUUGUUCACAGUGCACUGGGCCGUAUGACGGUGGUGAGACAGAUCUUCCCCAACUCCAAGGACCCGAACCGCAAGUGUAUGAGAAACAACCAUCGCAUUUCCUCGCUGCUGUGCGACCCACAGGAGGGCUACUUGCAAACACUCCAGAUAUCCAACCUGUACCUCUACGAUAGUGUUCUAUUGUUGGCUGGAGCCUUCCACAAAAAAUUAGAGGACCGGAAGUGGCACAGCAUGGCAAGUCUGAACUGCAUGAGGAAGUCCACAAAGUCUUGGAAUGGAGGGAGAUCCAUGCUGGACACCAUUCGAAACGGUCAAAUUACUGGUCUGACUGGGACCCUGGCUUUUGUGAAUGGUGUGUCUAACCCCAACAUUCAUUUUGAAAUCCUUGGCACCAGUUACAGUGAAACAUUUGGCAAAGAUGUUCGACGGCUGGCUGUUUGGGAUCCAGUGACGGGACUGAACGGGAGUCUCCAGGAACGACGCUUAGAAAGUGACAUGCAGGGAGUCGUCCUGAAAGUGGUCACCAUUCUGGAGGAACCCUUUGUCAUGGUCGCUGAAAACAUCUUGGGACAACCAAAACGCUACAAAGGGUUUUCCAUUGAUGUCCUGGAUGCCCUCGCAAAGAAUCUUGGAUUUAAGUAUGAGAUCUAUCAAGCCACGGACCAGAAAUAUGGUAGCCAACUUCCUAAUGGGACCUGGAAUGGAAUGAUCGGUGAACUCAUUAACAAGAAAGCAGACAUAGCAGUCUCAGCAGUAACCAUCACUCCGGAGAGAGAGAGUGUUGUGGACUUCAGCAAGCGCUACAUGGAUUAUUCAAUUGGCAUCCUCGUGAAGAAGCCGGAAGAAAAGAUCAACAUCUUCUCAGUCUUUGCCCCCUUUGACCUCGCAGUGUGGGCCUGCAUUGCCGCUGCUAUCCCGCUGGUGGGGGUCCUGAUCUUUGUGCUCAAUCGGGUGCAGUUGGUCCGAACGCAGACUCCAACGCACUCUCAGAGUCCGGCCUCCACCUUCAGCACUCUGCACACCGCCAUCUGGCUGGUCUACGGAGCAUUUGUUCAGCAAGGUGGAGACUCACCCAUGAACUCGUUUGCCAUGCGGAUUGUGAUGGGCAGCUGGUGGCUCUUCACUCUCAUCGUGUGCUCCUCCUACACUGCCAACCUGGCUGCGUUUCUGACCGUGUCCAGAAUGGAUAACUCCAUCCACUCCUUCCAAGACCUGGCGAAGCAAUCUGAAUUAUCAUACGGCACAGUGAAGGACUCCUCAGUCUACGAGUACUUUCAGGCAAAGGGCACCAACCCAUUGGAGCAGGACAGUACUUACGCUGAACUCUGGAGAACCAUCAGUAAACACAAUGGUGCAGAAAACUGCAUUUCAACUGUGCAUGAGGGCAUCGCAAAGAUAAAGACGGGGACAUAUGCGUUCCUGUGGGAUAUGGCCGUGGUGGAAUACACUGCACUGACUGAUGAUGACUGUUCUCUGACUGUGGUGGGGAACAGUGUCAGUAGCAAAGGGUAUGGGAUUGCACUGCAACAUGGAAGUCCCUACAGGGACCUCUUCUCCCAGAGGAUUCUGGAGUUGCAGGACACUGGGGAUCUGGACGUCUUCAAGCAGAAAUGGUGGCCAAAGAUGGGUCGGUGUAAUCUGAAGUCUCUCUCCGGUGGCCAUCCAGAUGGACAGGCACUCAAACUGCAGAGCUUUGCUGGUGUCUUCUGCAUCUUGGCAGCAGGACUUCUUCUCGCCUGCCUUGUGGCAGCUUUGGAAAUCUGGUGGACCAGCAAUCGAUGCCAUCAGCAAAGUCCCAAGGAGGAUAAGGAGGUGAACCUGGAGCAGGUGCACCACCGCAUGGACAGCCUGAUGGACGACGACAUGGCCCACAAGCAGAUCUCGGCCGCCUCCAUCGACAUCUCUGCUCUGGAUAUCGGCAGCAGGCAGGCAGGCCAGGGCAUGGAGCCCGUGCGGGAUUACCAGAACACCCACAUUUCAGUCAGCACUUUUUUACCAGAACAGUCUCAUGGUACAAGCAGGAAGCUCUCCUCCCUGGCCAGCACCAACCUGUCUCUGCCUCUCAGCAGUUCAGCCACACUGCCGUCCAUACAGUGCAAGCAUCGAUCACCAAACGGAGGACUCUUUCGCCAAAGCCCAGUCAAGGCACCGAUGCCCAUGUCAUUCCAGUCUGUGUCAGGUCCUGGGGGGCUCCCAGACGCGAUGGAGCCUUCCCACGGGACCUCCAUAUAACUUCAAAACGCCGCAUGGCAACAUUUUUAAUAUAAAAAAUUUACAAAAAAAAAUCUAGCAUUUUCAUGUAAAUACUUGUAAAUAAUUCAAGAAUGAAGUGGGGUAAAGUGUAUUUUGAAUAUUCUCAAUUUUUGAAGUCAGUAGAUCAUGUAUGAAUGGCUUUGUAAAUUUUGUUCUAUACAAAUAAAAAGCAGAAUUACUUGUGACGGUUA